Messenger RNA from Limanda limanda (common dab), 3555 nucleotides. It is a transcript of the gene adgrg1, whose product is annotated as adhesion G protein-coupled receptor G1. The coding region runs from base 255 to 2171 and encodes 638 amino acids. The transcript has 15 exons. Gene Ontology annotation, biological process: adenylate cyclase-activating G protein-coupled receptor signaling pathway; cell surface receptor signaling pathway. Gene Ontology annotation, molecular function: G protein-coupled receptor activity. Lineage: Eukaryota; Metazoa; Chordata; Actinopteri; Pleuronectiformes; Pleuronectidae. The record is from RefSeq and is a predicted model, not a curated record. Gene Ontology annotation, cellular component: membrane.
GUCUCCGUGUGGCGGCCACAGUUCACACGUCAGCCCGGUCUCUGGUUCUCCGCGCUGCGUUCUUUUCUCCACUGAAAAAAUAUCUGUCACCGUGUGAGGAGCGUCUCAGAAAUGAGCUGAACAAUUAAAAGAGUUAGAGAAGUGAAGUCUUAUCCCUGCGCAGAAACUCCCCCCGGGUCUGGUCUGGACUUGUAACUGACUGAAGAGGAUCACAGCAUCACAAACACUCCGACAGGGAAACUAGUGCCGUUUCAAUGGAGUUCCGGCUGACAGAUAGUCUGAGGGUUGUGUUCAUCUUGACCAUGCUCCUCGCCACGGGCUCAAGUGAAAACGACCAGAGCUUGAUGUUUUGCGGCACCUGGCAUCAUGGCAAACAGUCGCUGGACGUGAGCUUCAACCUCUCUCCAGGAUGCAAGGGGCUCUCCAUCUCAGCCAAUAAGAGCUCUCUGUCUGUCAACGGGCAGAUCACAGCCAAGUGUCGCACAUCUGAUGUGAUUCACCUCAAACAAUUGGGACCUGAGGAAAGUGAAGUCUGUCUGUACUGGGAACCAUUGCUGGACCAGUUGAAGCUGCAGAUCAGAGGAGAAAACCACACUCUGUGCAGGCCAACCAGCCUGCAGGGCUCCUGCUGCACAGAUCUGUCUCCGGCGGGCCCCAAUGAGCCCGAGGCCGACUACGGCAUCGGCAAUGGAAGAAUCAGAACAGACACCAUGAGCGACAAAACGUUCAUCGCCUUCAAGUUCACUGGGAGCUCCAUCAGCUGCAAAGACUUAUGUAAUCAAGCGAGAGGCGGAUCCACCCAAGUCAACAUGUUUGAUGAAAAUGCUGGAGAUCCCUGUGCUUCCAGCUUUGAGGUGGAGAUGAACGAUGAUUUCAGAGGCUACAACGUCACAUCUCCCGUCACUAAAGGUGUAUUUCAAGAGCCCACCGCCACUGUCCAUCUCCCCUCUGCUCUCAAACAAGCUGCGAAGAUGACGACCAAAGUAGUCUGCACGUUCUUCAGAAACAACACAGAAUUCCAGGUGGGUCAAAAGAAGGUCAGGAUUCUCAGUGAGGUUGUGGAAAUUACCGUGGAGAACGAAAUCAUCAUUGAUCUGGCUGAGCCAAUCAGGAUUGACUUUUACCAUGAUGCCAUACCUAAAAUGCAUUCAAGGAAAUGUGUUUCAUGGGACACCAGGAAAGACCCACUGCAGGUCAGGUGGCUGGAGGAUGGGUGUAUAACACAGCAGAGAGGAGAACAGAACACAGAGUGUCUGUGCAACCACCUGACCUACUUCUCCGUACUUGUGCAACUGGAGCCUCGACCAGUGCGCCAUCUCCUGGCCCUGACUGUAAUUACAUCUCUGGGCUGUGCCGUGUCUGUGAUCAGCUGCGUGGCUCUCAUCACUUUUCUCUGCAGGAAGAGCAGACGAUCAAAGGAGCAGUCCAUACCCAUCCACCUGGGCUUAGCCGUGUCCCUCGUCGCCCUCAACCUGCUCUUCUUCUUUACUGGGGUCCUGGCCAAUGUGGGCGGGGAGGGUCUGUGCACCUGGGUGGGGGCGGGCCUCCACUAUAGCCUGCUCAGCGCCUUCAUGUGGAUGGGUAUAGAAGUGUUCCACACAUUCUGGUUGGUGUACAUGGUUUUCACCCCUUCCCCAAAGCCCUACAUAUGGAACCUGGUCGGCUUCGUUCUCCCUGCUGUUCCUAUUGUCAUCCUGGCUGCAGUAGGUGACAUUUAUGGACUGAGAGAGGUGGUGCCAACCGAGGACGUCUCCAACCCUUAUCGGAUGUGCUGGAUGAAAGAUAACGACAAGGCGUUGCUGGCUCACUAUUUCACCACCAUGACGAUCCUGGUCAUCCUGGUGUUGUCGGGCAUCGUGAUGCUCUGCUUCGUCUACAGGAAGAUCCGUCCCAGGGCUGAGUGGAGGCAGAACCGCGUGGCUUUUCUCAGUAUCUGGGGCCUCAGCUGCCUCUUCGGAACAUCUUGGGGUCUGACCUUCCUGGACUUUGGUCACCUCUCUGACUUGGUUCUUUUCCUCUCCUGCAUCCUCAACUCCUUUCAAGGCUUCCUUCUGAUGCUGCGGUUCUACAUGCUGGAGUGGAUGAGGAAACAGGCUGGAGGCUCUGCUCUGGGCAGCAACAGCACCGGAUCGACGAGGCAACACAUGCUCAAGGCCCCGGAGAAGAGUUGAAGGGACUGAAAAGGGUGUAACACGGUCCAGCGGUCAAGCUUCUUGUGUAGAAUUAAAGUGUUCCAAUUAAUGUAAAUGAUAAAAUGGAGGAUGUGACACCACAGGCUGAGACACUGUAAAUUCAAAGUUUGUUCAGUUGUGGUAACUGCUGGGAAAUCCGCUGAAGAGUGAAUUACAAUGUGGCCCCAAUAAGAACUCUUUGGAAUCAAACAACACAGGAUGGUUAACAUAAGCACAAUGAGCUAAAUUCACAGAACACACCUCGUUGGAUUUUAAAACUUGCCUUAACUCGGAUUUCAGAGGUGAUGAUAGUGGUUCAGCAGUUCUGUCAAAAGAGACCAGUACCUUUAGUUCUUGAGGGAGUAAGAUUCCUUAGUUGUUUGAUAGAAUGAACAUUCAGCUAAAUUUGUUCAGAUGUAUUUGGCAAAUAAUAAUUUUAGUUUAAAGCUACUCUGGGAAUCAAGCUGCACUUGCAUGAGCCUCAGCUAAUGCAGGAAUCAGGCUUUUAUUAGCCUGUGACCCAGAAAUAAUGACGUCUUCCAGCUGCUAACACUGUAGCAUACUGUAGACCAGAAGCAUGGUCACUGGUCACAUAUUGACGGAAAUGUAUGGAUAUUAGCUAAAUAUCAUUUUAACAUUGCUGGAAGCAUUUUGCUCUGUCAGGUGUGGUACACUCCACAUCUGACUGUCAAAUCAGGAUAAAGAAAUACUUGAUUCUUCUUCUCUGGAGAAGAAAUGACACCCUCACUCAGGAACUCAUUAUUCAGGCCUGGAGCCUGUGUUUGUACAUUACCUAGACUGGCUCUAGGCAUAAAAGAAAAUUACUUUAUUUCUGAUUUUCAGUUUUAACCUGGAGAUAAAGUUAAGCUUUAUAUCCAGACAGGGAACCUUGGUGGAAGGGACAUUGAUUUCAUGUUAGUUACUGUGCUGUGAUUUCCAUUACCGUAUAUUAGUUGUAAAGAAAUGACUAUAGUUAAUUUUUGAAGCUCUUCUUGUACCUUCGAUAAGCUUUGAUUUAGAAUUUUGUACUGUGUACGCUUUUGUUUCAUAGCUGAGUCUUUUAAAGUAGCACUUUAGAUUUUGUAUAGUUCUAAUAUAAUUGAAGACAUUUCUUAAACAAUAUGUGUGUGUGCCUUGUAAAAUAAUAGCUGAAUGUUUUAUAUUAAAUAGACUCCAUCUUUUCUCUUUACUGUAUGCAAACAUUGAGUCAAAAUUAUUUGCUUAAAAUAUUAUUAUUUUCAGGUCUAAACCUGAAAAAUGGACCAAAUGCAUUGCAACUGAGUAAUAGUUAAAGUAUGUAUAUUUUUGUUUCUUUUUGUUUGAGAGUUUAUAGAUACUGUGAUGUUUGCACUGUUUUGUUCUCUAAAGGGAAUUUAUACGCCAC